Triticum turgidum subsp. durum (durum wheat) is the source of this 477-nucleotide messenger RNA. NCBI's taxonomy places the organism in Eukaryota, Viridiplantae, Streptophyta, Magnoliopsida, Poales, Poaceae. The record is from the annotation of a GenBank genome assembly.
AUGGAGAAGAUGCAGUGCGGUUCCAAGGGCAUUGCUCACCGGGCCUCGGCGGCCAGCGGCUCCGGCAAGCAAAAGCGGAAGGGCGGCGGCGGCGGGGACAAGCCGAUCAAGGUGGUGUACAUCUCCAACCCGGUGCGGGUGUCGACCAGCGCGGCGGGCUUCCGCGCGCUCGUGCAGGAGCUCACCGGCCGCAACGCCGACCCGUCCAAGUACACCGGCAGCGGCGCCGCCGACGUCGGCGAGAGCAGCGCGGGGAGCCCGGCCGGGCCGCAGAUGGGCCCCGCGCCCAGCCCCGGCAGCACGGCGGAGUCAUCGGAAGGCGCCGCCGCUUGCAGCCACAACGUCCCGGCCACAGCAGCGCCGGCGGGCUACGGGUAUGAGGAGGAGGAGGACAGCUUCCCGCCGCAGCUGAUCGACAACAGGUACUCCGUAUUCUCGCCGCCGACGUUCCUCUACGGCUCGCACGCCGAGUGGUGA